UUGAGUUUGUGUUUUUGUUUGUUUUACUGUUUUUGGAAAAGCGCGCAACAGCUUCAAAUCACAAUGACAGUAAAAAACAGCAAACCCGUCGCGCUUGACAGGCGCUACGAUUUGGCCUCGCUGUUCUGCAUGAUCGGGAGACACGGUCCCGCCGUGGCUAUGGCCAUACUGGCGAUGGUAUCCGUGCUGGCGGCUUUCAUCAUUUACCGGACCGUGCGGAGGAAAAGGAGGAAGCCCACAGCCGCUGAAAGUGACAGCAAGACGGCGGGAGCGGAGAAAGACGCAGCGGGGAUCCAGUCUGGACCGGAGCCAAGUCGGGGGGAUACGCACGGCUCCGUGGAGUCAACAGAAGAGGGGGAUGGGCCGUCACCAGACCUGCUGGAGGAGGAUGCUGAUCUGAUUCAGGAUCAUCUCGGCACUGAGGAGAGCUGUGCUGCUGCUGCUGCUGCUGAUGUUGACGUUGAAGACUCCUACACCGUCUUGGAGGCUGUUGAGAAGAAACCUCCGCUUUGUUCCCCUCCUAAGACUGAAAACGAAACCCCAACCUACGAGAAUAUCAAAAAAGAUGAUCUGGUGGAAACAGAAGCUACCAUUCAGAGCCCUGAGUGUGACAUUAACACUUUCAGUGCACCUGAGAUGUACUCUGAGGAGGUGAAUCAAACCUCCCAGUGUGAUGCUGAUAAUGAGCUUCAGAUAGAGGAGGUCGAGGAUGUUGUUGAGUGCCACCUCGAUCCCAUGGACAACACCGAAGAUGAGUCUGUUAACAAUGUAGAAAAGAGCCAUGAUAACGAAAGCUGCUUGAAAGAGCCUGAGUCCAUCGAUUAUGAGAGCUGCCAAGAGGAAGAGACUGAGAAGGUGUAUGAAGCAGAAUAUGAGGAGGUGGCUGAAUCUGCUUGUCCAGGUGAGGACAUGACCACAGACAUGAAAAGUGGACAAGAUGAUGAAGACUUCCAGUGUGCUGUGAAAGAGUUGCUUAGCCAAACACCAUGCAUCAGUGAAGAUGGUGAUGAUGACAAGCUGCCAGAAAACGAAAUGAGACAGGGAGGAGGGGAUUUGCAGUCUGACUUAAAAGAGCUUGUAGCUUGCAUCCCUGAGGUCAAAGAUGAGGAGUGUAAAGAAGAGAAUUACUGUGCAGAUAGUAUUGAUUCCAAUUAUUGCAGCGAUGCAAACCUCCCUGUGAAGGAGGAAAAUAAAGGUGAGAUCAAAGAUGAGGAGGAGUGUGCAGAGUGUGUAGACUAUCAGCUAAUGGGUCAGCAAGCUGAGGCUUGGGACACAGUAGCUGAACAGGAAAUGAAUCUGCCAGUGUCAGAGCUGCCAUCAAUCCACCAGCAACAACUGAACGAGCAACGUGACCAGUGUGAGCAUGUCACAGACAAAGUGACCCUGAUCAGUUGGGAUAGCGUUGAGGAUGUUGGUGGUGGUCUAGCUGGUCAAGUAAUUGAGGAAGAUAUCAGUGAAGACAUUGAUCACUUGAACGAAUGUCCUGCUGUUGCAUAUGACCCCAAUUUGCCGUGCCUCAAUGAGCAACAACCCCAGAUUGAACAGAAAGAUGAAAACCAUCAUCCAACAUGUGAUCCAGAAGAGUGUGUUCUUCCCACUGUGGCUGAUCAACUGAAAGAGGAAACUGUGGCAAAUGCUGAUGUCAGUGAUCAUCGUGACAAUUCAAGUAUGGUGCUCAGCCCACUCCUGCCCACUUCACACCUCCCGGGUGAACAAGACAAGGAUGAAAAAGGUGAUGAUGGUCCAGCAGGUGUCAUUACUGAUGCAGAGGGACACAUGGCAAGUGUUGCAUAUUACCCUCAUGUGUCAUCCUCCUGUGAACAACCGCAAAGUGAACAGAAAGAGACUGAAGAUGAAACGGCACCAUCUGUGGAUGAAGAUGCUCACAUGAAUAUACAUGACCCUGUCUUGCCAUCUUGUGACAGUGAAAUUCAGUGGGAAAAGAGCAACAGUGGGACGCUACGUGCGUUGGCUGAAGAUGGAAAUGCUCCGGUGUGUGACCCUUGCCUGCAGUCUUUACACCAAGACCAAGAAAAUGACCAUGUCGUAAAUAAGAAAGCUUUUGACAAGGCAGAUAUUUCUGCUAAUCCCGAUAUGGUUGCUUGUGAUGGUGAGAACAUUAUAGCUCCUGUAGUGGCUGAAGAAAUGUCUGGUCCUCCCCUAUCAUCCGUCUACCAAGACCAAGAAAAUGACCAUGUGGUAAAUAAUGAGGCUGAUGAGAAGGCUAGUAUUCCUGCUGGUACUGAUGCAGCUGCUUGUGAUGUUGAGAACAUUACAGCUCAUGUAAUGGCUGAAGAAAUGCCUGCUCCUCCUAUGCCAUCUUUCUACCAAGGCCAACAAAAUGACCACAUUGGAAACAAUGAAACUUUGGAAGAGGCUAAAGUUGCUGGUGGCCCCAUUGUGGCUGCUUGUAAUGUUGAGAACAGCACUGCUCCUGUUUUGACUGAAGAAAUGCCUGAUCCUCCCCUGCUGUCUUGCUGCCAAGACCAAGAAAAUGAUCAUGUGGUAAAUCAUGAGGCAUUUGAGAGGGCUAGUAUUUCUGCUGGUACUGAUGCAGUUGCUUGUGAUGCUGAGAAUAUAUCUGUUCCUGUAAUGGCUGAAGAAAUUCCUAGUCCCCAUCUCACUUGUUACCAGGGCCAACAAAAUGACCACAUUGGAAACAAUGAAACUUUGGAUGAGGGUGGUGUUGCUUCUUGUCCCGUUGUGGCUGCUUGUGACGUUGAGAGCAUCGGUGCUCCUGUUAUGACUGAAGAAAUGUCUGGUCCUCCCCUGUCAUUGUUCUACCAAGACCAACACAGUGACCACAUGGUAAAUAAUGAAACUUUGAAAGAGGCUGGUGUUGCUGCUGGUCCCGAUGUCAAUAGCAUUGCUGCUCCUGUCAUGGCUGAAGAUAGCGACCCUCCACUGUAUCAUCUCGACCUGCCUUCUUUAAAGCAAAGUGAGCAGAAGGUAAAUGACGAUGGCAGCGUUUUGUCUCCUAGUGUUGAUGAUGAGAGCGGUAUUUCAAGCAUGACGUUCAGCCCCGAUUUGCAUUCUCCUCCAUUCUUCAAAGAGGUUGACGAUGAUUAUACUACCCUGUCAGCUCCCAGCACUGUUGAAGAUCCUGGACUUCCUGUUCUCGGUUUUGACCCCUGUCUGACAUCUUGCCACCAACCAGUGGAGACACAUUAUAGCCAAUACAUUCAUGAUGACAUGUCUAAGUCUCACAGCAUCACAGGUAUGGUGUUUGGCCCUUUCCCAACACCUGUGUACCAGCAGCGCCACAGUGAGCGCACAGACCAGGCCAUUUGCAAGUCAUUUGCAGGCAACGAUGAUAUGUUGGGCCAGGUGAUUGAGGACAACUACAACAAAGAGAUUGAUAACUUUAGCGAGAAGAUUGCAAUUACUAUCACAAAUUUCUGCGAUGACCUGAAAAAGCAGACUGAGGUGAAGGAUUUAGUUGAGAUGAAAGAGAAGAAGGAAAGAGGAGGUGAUAAAAAAGAGGGAAUGCAUGCAGAGGAUGAGAAAGAAGAGGAUUUUGAGAAGACGGAGAUCAGUAUCAUGGAGGCAACCAUGGACAACAAUGAAUGGAUCACAGAUGGCAACUACCAAGUCCUUCCAUGGAUGAGUUUUUCCCUGCCAUCAUUUCCCCAAAACCAAACAAAAACCGACCAACUCCCCACAGAGGAACACCAGCAUGAUGACUCAACUGUCCCUGUCACAGAAACAGCUGCUGCUUCUGUGGAAACAACAACCACAGAUAUUACACCUUCCACUGAUGCUAAAGAAUCCAGCGCUCUUUCACUCAUAGAUGAAAACAUAGAAAAUAACAAAAAGGUUGUGGCAGUCCAGCCCAUGCCACAGAAUGUCAAUGUGACUUUCUGCGUCCACUACCUCACGCACUCCCCAAGCCAGAAGGUGGCUGUCACUGGGAACCAGCAGGAGCUGGGGAGCUGGAAGGAGUUUAUCCCACUGGAGAGGGCUAAAGAUGGGUACUGGGCCAGCGUGAUCAGCCUCCCUGCCGAGAGCCAUGUGGAGUGGAAGUUUGUGCUGCUGGACGAGGGUGAGGUGUGUCGCUGGGAGGAGUGUGACAACCGUUUGCUCGAUACAGGCUACGGCGAUGACCUGCACGUGCAUAAAUGGUGGGGAUUCCUGUAAGUGGGAGGGAAAAAAAGAGCUGCAGAGGUGAGAGAAGUUGUGGUGUGUGGUAUGUUUGGAGUGAAUUGCAAUUCCAUUUUCCCUCCUUUUCUUUUAAAUGUUAAAUUCUUCACUCACUGUUGUGGACUGAAAUAAAAAAAAUAAAUAAAUAAAUAAAUAAAACAGUGCUGAAUAAGCUUUAGGUACUGGAUCAGAUAUCACGUGACCACAGUUGCAGUCUCAAAGGGCUUCAUAACAAGGAUAACUUCCAUGAAAACACCAUCAAUCACAUUUUGUCAAUACCUUCAGAGUACAGUAACCUAAUAAGACUUUUCUUAGAUGAGUGCCCUUCACAAGGCCAGGAUAGACUGAGUUAGUGAGCACUCAUAGUUAGACUGUAAGCAAGCACCACAUAAAAUAUCCUUUUUUAUGUUGCUGUGGCAAUGUCUAUGAUUAUGCAAUUUGCACCUCUUUAGAAAUGAGUGAUUAAAUGCAAGUCAUUUUGAUGAAUACGGAGAAUUUGUUAUUCUCCUGUACUUUAUGUCCUUAUGCUGCUUGAAUACUCCCAAACAAUGUGUGAGAUGAAAUGCACAUAGUUCACUUUUACUACAGCAAUAAUCAAAGCAAUAAUUAUUCAGUACAUUGUAUGAUUGGUGUAAAUCAGGUAUUCUAAAUUGUUUACUAUACUGUGAUAUAAUUGUACAUUUUAUGCUGCUUUUUCCCCCAUGGGAUUCUGUGCAUGCAAGAAUGACCCAUUGUUAUAUGAUAGUGCCUUUUUAAAACCUGUUUUUUUUUUCUUUUUUUCUUUUUCUGUAUUAUCAUGCAUCACCACUUUGUGGAUUUUCUGUAUGAAAUGGCUUUGCUGGAUGUAAUUUUGUUUGUUUGACCUCAUAACCGCAUAAAUCUGUUAACAGUUACAUUACACACACAUUUUUUUUUUUUUUUAAUGCUUUUACUUUUCCCUGAUUUCUUUGUCAAGUUGUAGUUCUCAAUGUAGAUUAUACACACUGUAUCUCAGAUAUAUCAGACUAUCAUAUGCAAUAUUGUAAUAAUAAUCCUACUCUUGAAUGUCAUUAAGUUGGGGUGGCGGAGUUGUUUACCAAAUAAAUUAAUUUUACAAGGCU
Molecule: messenger RNA, 5240 nt
Organism: Myripristis murdjan (pinecone soldierfish)
Lineage: Eukaryota; Metazoa; Chordata; Actinopteri; Holocentriformes; Holocentridae
Gene: stbd1
Product: starch binding domain 1
Exons: 3
Coding region: 64-4137 (1357 amino acids)
Cellular component (GO): membrane
Molecular function (GO): starch binding
Source: RefSeq, a predicted model, not a curated record